GGACAAACACUAUGCAUAAGUCAUCUAUAAUACUGUCCGUGGGUGCGAGGUGCGACUGAGCGACGGAGGUAGGGUACACCUCGGGCUCGGCUCGGCUAUCUCGCGUAGCGUGAAUAGGCGCCCAAGUCGUAGCCACAAUCAAGUCCUUCUGUCCUCCAAUCUGUCUCGCAUCCAGGUGUUAGAACCCUCGGUCCUUGCAAAGCUUCCGUCGCUGUCGCCCGACCACCAAUCACUGUCGACCUCACGAAGAAUGGAGUCUGCAGACGCACAUUCCCCAUGCGAAAGCCUCAGUACCUGCAAUACCGUCGACAGUGCGAGUACUGCAUAUUCAACUGAAUCGGAGAAACCGAACGUCGCUCGUACACGCUGCCUACCCCUUCCUCACGUCGGCGACUUCCAACUGGCCCACGAGGAAGCUUCGGAGAUCGAGUUGCCUGCCAGUACACAUUACAUGACGGAGGACAACCAUGAGUCUUCGCCAACUAGCCGUCUACCGUACCAGGGGUACGACGAGCACAACGACGACAUGCACGUCGUGGGCUCCCCUUUGCCAGAGGAUGCACCUGCCGGUGCUAGUCCAGACGACGGUAGCUCGCCGGGGAGCGAAGCGAUGGACCACGCUACGAACCACCCGGUGCUGGGCGUAGAGGAUCCCGAGCCUGACGCGGACUACGCCAAGAUCUUGCGGAAGGAGUCCGAUAGGUGGGCAUUCAAAUGGGAGGGGUUCAGGAAGUCCAAGGAGCUUGACCAGAUGGACACGCCUGCGGUGGUCGCCACCCUGAUCGAUGACCCAAUGAGAUACCUUGAAGGCACUCCAGGUCUGCUAUUCGCGCCCUUGGAGGAUAACGCGGCGAUCGACGUGGGGCCGGACUUGCCAACAUUGGCUGGAAUUCCCGAGCUCUGCGGAUUGGAAGACGAGGGCGGUCGUUCGUUGAUGGACGAGAUCAUGCUGGAGAUAGACAUGGCGAUGGCUGAGUGGUCGACGAACAACCUCUGACGCGGUCCUCCGCGAUCACGAGCGAGACUAGUGUGGAGUUUAGCAUGGAGAGGUCCGAGGUGGAACAUGGAGACAAGCGUACAUGGAUUGGAGUGUUGGGCUGUUCCUUGAUGGUUCGUUGGUCGGAUAUGUUGCGCUCUAUUGUGCAUAAUUCUGGACGGCGCAUGGUUGU
Molecule: messenger RNA, 1169 nt
Organism: Fomitopsis serialis
Lineage: Eukaryota; Fungi; Basidiomycota; Agaricomycetes; Polyporales; Fomitopsidaceae
Exons: 2
Coding region: 251-997 (248 amino acids)
Source: RefSeq, a predicted model, not a curated record